Messenger RNA from Helianthus annuus (common sunflower), 963 nucleotides. Its product is annotated as nuclear transcription factor Y subunit B-10. The record is from RefSeq and is a predicted model, not a curated record. Gene Ontology annotation, cellular component: CCAAT-binding factor complex; nucleus. Gene Ontology annotation, molecular function: DNA-binding transcription activator activity, RNA polymerase II-specific; RNA polymerase II cis-regulatory region sequence-specific DNA binding; protein heterodimerization activity. Gene Ontology annotation, biological process: regulation of transcription by RNA polymerase II. Lineage: Eukaryota; Viridiplantae; Streptophyta; Magnoliopsida; Asterales; Asteraceae. The transcript has 7 exons. The coding region runs from base 160 to 684 and encodes 174 amino acids.
UAAGAGAAGAAAACCAAACCAACGGUGUUGAUAAAUCAGAGCUUCGCAUCUCAAUCGUCUCCUUUCUCCUUCGUUCUCCAGCGUCGGAUCUCUCAUCGCCCUCUUCAUCCACCCUUGGCGCCCAAAUUUCUCCCUCCAUAACAGGGUUUUGGUGUUUGGAUGGCGGAGGGUCCAGCUAGUCCAGGUGGCGGUGGGAGUCACGAGAGUGGGGGGGACCUGAGCCCGAGGUCGUCAAAUGUUCGAGAACAGGAUCGGUUUUUGCCAAUUGCGAAUAUCAGUCGGAUUAUGAAGAAAGGGUUACCGGCUAAUGGCAAAAUGUCAAAGGAUGCAAAGGAGACUGUUCAGGAGUGUGUUUCUGAGUUUAUCAGCUUUGUCACUAGUGAGGCGAGUGAUAAGUGUCAAAGGGAAAAGAGGAAAACUAUCAACGGUGAUGAUCUUCUAUGGGCAAUGGCUACCUUAGGGUUCGAAGAUUAUAUCGAACCACUCAAGUUAUACUUGACUAGAUACAGAGAGAUGGAGGGUGACACCAAGGGAUCUGCAAAAGGCCACGAAGGACUGGUUAGGAGAGACGGGGGGCAACCUGAUCAUAACGCACAUCUUGCUCAUCAAGGUUCGUACUUGCAGGGUCUGGAUUACGGGAACUCACAGGGUCAACAUGUGGUUCCAAUGCAAGGCAGAGAUUAACAUUAAUGGCUUCAAGAUCUGUUACGAUUUAAAGCUAAAACGCAGCCGCCACAUCAACAGGUCUUGUUUUAAACUCGAGCAUCUACUUAGCGUGCUUACGAUUCGUUGGACUAUGUAUUCUCAUAUCUUAUUGUAAUUUAAACUAUUCCGUAGAUUUUAUAGAAAAAUGUUUCUACCUCAUGAGUUGAUGGUGUUAGGUAUUCAAGUGUCAUUUUCGAGUGUGUUUCGUUGUAACUUUUAUAGUUGCUGAACUGAUAAAUUGUCGAAAAUGACCUCAAA